Stylonychia lemnae is the source of this 690-nucleotide messenger RNA. Lineage: Eukaryota; Ciliophora; Spirotrichea; Sporadotrichida; Oxytrichidae. The record is from the annotation of a GenBank genome assembly.
AUGGAAGGAAACCCAUAAGAUAAGUAGUAAAGAUAGCCUCAACCUCAGUAAGAAAAACUUGCAACUCCUGAGUCAAAUAAGUAAGGAGGCUAAAGUAGUGCAAGAGGAUAAACUGCUAAGGGAGAUUCUUCCACAUAGUUGAAAAGUGAGAGCCCUUCAGGUCCAAAGACUUUUAUAGCAGAGAAAACUGAGAUUGUUGGAAGAGUCACAUUCGGUGAUAAUUGUAUAGUGCAUCCAUUAUGCAGUAUUAUAGCAGAGGGAGGAGAUAUUCAUAUUGGAGAAUACAAUAUUAUAGAAGAAAAAGUUAAAAUCAUCAACCGACUAAAAAAAGAUGAAAAUGGCUAGCCUGUAAAGAGGAAGAUGAUUAUUGGUAGCUAUAAUGUAUUUGAAGUAUAUUCAACCAUCGAAUCAACAGACAUUGGAGACAUGAAUGAAUUCUAGCAUAGAUGUGCAAUCAUUGAUAGUAGAGUUGACAACUAUUGCUAAAUCAAUCCUGCAGUGACAGUGUCGAGAGGCACUCAUUUGGAAUCUUACUCAGUAGUUUACGAUGAUGGUAAGAUUAGGAAAAACUAAGAGCCUAAUGAGGAAGCAAAGAAGGUCGGAAUUAAGGAACUAUGCGCUUUCCUAUCAGAGUAAUUACCUAAGCAUAAUAAAGCAAGAGUAGUUCAGUAGCCAGCUGAAUCAAAAUGA